ACAUAACCUCAUUUGUAUUUUGACGUAAUAAUUCACCAUAGCACAUGAAAAUGAAUAACUUAAAUAUUUUUACACAAGUUGUUAAAUUAUUAAACACAAAAAAUAUUUUAGAGACGAGUACACAAGUUCGAAAAUAUGCGGUACGAAAACGAUUUUAUCGUACAACCGGAAUUCUUCAUAGUGGAGGUGAUAAAUAUGAAAUAACGUUGGAUCAACGAAAAUUAAAAACACCAAAUGGGAAAUUAUUUACUGUGGAUAAUGAGGCAUUGGCUUUGGCUAUUGCAGCAGAAUGGGAUGCCCAAAAAACGAAUAUUGUACCAAGUACAAUGCAUUUAACCGCUUUAUGCAGCACCGUAAUUGAUAAUCCAAAUCAUUUAAAAAAUACUGAUAUUGCGGAUUAUGUAACGAAUUAUAUUGAAACUGAUACGGUUUUGUUUCAAUCAAACGACAGUGAAGAAUUAUACAAAGUACAGGUUCAAGAAUGGGAUCCAAUAAUCGAGUGGUUCAAUAAACGAUACCAAACACAAAUUUUGAAAACACGUUUUAUCGAUGGGCCAGAAUUUAGCGAUAAUGACAAAAACGUGCUACGAAAACAUUUAUUAUCAUACAACUUCUCAUCGUUGAUAGGUUUUAUGUUUGCUGUUGAUACCCUAAAAUCACCAAUUUUAACAUUAGCGUGUGUGGAUCGAUAUCUGACACCCGAGCGAGCAGUACUUCUAACACGAUUGGAAGAAGAAUUUCAGUUAGGUCAUUGGGGUCGUGUUGAAUGGGCACAUGAUUUAAAUCAACAAGAAUUGCAAGCUAGAUUAGCGGCGGCCAUUUUAUUUAUUCAUUUAAACUCAUCUUCUUCUAAAAUACUAUCGAAAUCAGCUGCUAUGCAAUGAUAUAGUUAAUUUUAUUGUCGUUAUUG
Molecule: messenger RNA, 910 nt
Organism: Chrysoperla carnea
Lineage: Eukaryota; Metazoa; Arthropoda; Insecta; Neuroptera; Chrysopidae
Product: ATP synthase mitochondrial F1 complex assembly factor 2
Exons: 4
Coding region: 45-884 (279 amino acids)
Biological process (GO): mitochondrial proton-transporting ATP synthase complex assembly
Cellular component (GO): mitochondrion
Source: RefSeq, a predicted model, not a curated record